This is a messenger RNA of Mucor mucedo, 1224 nucleotides long. RefSeq lists its product as uncharacterized. Gene Ontology annotation, cellular component: membrane; intracellular membrane-bounded organelle; cytosol. NCBI's taxonomy places the organism in Eukaryota, Fungi, Mucoromycota, Mucoromycetes, Mucorales, Mucoraceae. Gene Ontology annotation, biological process: piecemeal microautophagy of the nucleus; maintenance of cell polarity; exocytosis. Gene Ontology annotation, molecular function: oxysterol binding. The transcript has 4 exons. The coding region runs from base 35 to 1168 and encodes 377 amino acids. The record is from RefSeq and is a predicted model, not a curated record.
UUACCCCUUUUUCAUCAUUUUUUUUCAUUAGAACAUGACAUCUUCUGACAAUACACUCGAAAGUAUUCCUGCUGAUCAACAAGGAAGUUUCUCUUCUUUUCUCAAGACAUUAGCGUCCUUCACUGGUGAUCUUUCCAGCUUGACCUGCCCAUCUUUUCUGUUGGCACCCAUCUCGUUGUUAGAAUACUCUUCUUUCUGGGCAGAUCAACCUGAGCUUCUGAGCUCGGUAGGUAAAUCCGAUAACGCAGAAGAGCGUUUCUAUGCUGCCAUCAAGUGGUUUAUUUCUUCCUUGAACGGAUCUUUCAGUAGCCGUGUUCCUAAGGGAGAAUGGGAAAAGAAGCCCUUUAACCCUAUUUUGGGUGAGCAAUUCCUCUGUCAAUGGCAGGACAAUACUCGUAUUGUUUGUGAACAGGUGUCUCAUCAUCCUCCUGUAUCUGGAUUCUAUAUCGAGAACAAGGAAGCGGGUGUGAUUGUCAAUGGUCAUGAUGGUCAAAAGACUCGUUUUUCAGGAACACAAAUGUUGGUCGAUCAAAUUGGUUACUGUACACUCAAGCUCACUCAACGUGAUGAAACCUACUUGUUUACCUUGCCCUCUGUCUCUGUCAAUGGCAUCUGGUACGCUGCACCUUAUGUUGAGCUUUAUGGCACUUCAUUCGUUCAUUCUUCCAGUGGAUUCUCAGCUGCUAUUGAAUAUACCACCAAGGGUUGGAUUUCAGGCGAAGUUCAUCAUUUCAAGGCCACCGUCAGCCACGAGACCUUAUCGACACCUACUGUGAUUGAAGGACAGUGGACAGGUAAAUCCACCAUCACCAAGAACAAAAAGACCGUCGAUUUCCUUGAUUUGACCACUCUGGAAAAACCCACACCCAUAAUUGCUCCUCUUGAGCAACAAGAAGCCUUUGAAUCCCGUCGUAUUUGGAAAAAGGUCUCGGACGCUUUAAAGUCGGGUGAUUACGCCGUCGCCUCCGCCGAGAAAUCCGCUAUUGAAAAUCAACAACGUGCGCUUCGUAAAGAACGUGAGACUACCGGUGAAGUUUGGGUUCCUGCCCAUUUCACCAAGGUUGCCGGGGAAGACAUUUAUGGCGAUCUUCGUGAAAAAAUUGUCGCCAAGGCUGAUUCUAAGUUUAUAGAUACGAUGGGUGAGGGUGGUUGGAUGUACAAAGCUUAAAACAACAUAUAUACAUAUACACAUAUAAAAAAUAAACUCAUAAAUGAAUAAGACUA